Messenger RNA from Prorocentrum cordatum, 768 nucleotides. Lineage: Eukaryota; Dinophyceae; Prorocentrales; Prorocentraceae. The record is from the annotation of a GenBank genome assembly.
AUGCCGACAGCAUCUGUGUGGAAACCGCCCAGCGCCAGCGGGCAGCGUGGGAACGAGACUGUGAGUCUCUGCCCCUCGAAAUCUCGGGAUGCUGAAGACACUCCCGUGUCACCCGCGAGAUCUGGCCUGGUGAUCUGCAGUUUGCAGCGCACGGCCCUGGACGGGCACGCGGCGCUGCGGAUCUUCGCGAAGUUAGACCGGCUGGCCGCAGCGAUGGUCGAUGAGCUUGAUGCGAAGGGCAGUCACGAGCCACCCACCAUGCGCGACCUCGUCGCCGCGUCGGCCCCGCGGACUGUCAAGGUCGAGGUCCCUGACAUAGACCCACUGACCGGGAACGAGGUUAUGGUCGAAGUGGAACAGAUCGUGUACCCGCCGCGCCUGCAGGUGGAAAAGGGGGAAGGACGAGAACGAGGGAUGGCUUCGGCGCAGCCCGAGGAGGACUUGUUCCUCGUGCCCUACGAGGCGGCCACGGGGCGCCGGAUCAAGGAGGCCGCGGGGUCCAGCGAGAAAGGAGAACCGAUCUCGGGGCAAUUGACACAGCUCGACCUCCGCGAGGGGGCCACGGUGAAACUGGUGAUCGGGCCCCAUGCGGGUGACGAUGGGGAGGUAGUCGGGAAGCAGAAGGAGGGCCACUACCGAAUUCGCUUUCGCCACGCGCUCAAGCCAGGUGCGAAGCUCAAAGCCCCUUUCGAAAGGAUCCUUGGCACGUGGUGGGUGGAGGCCGCAGUGAAAGGGGAGGUGGAAGUGCUGCCGGUUGUGAACGUGUGA